This is a messenger RNA of Brassica napus (rape), 795 nucleotides long. Its product is annotated as glutathione S-transferase T3-like. The coding region runs from base 1 to 795 and encodes 264 amino acids. The record is from RefSeq and is a predicted model, not a curated record. The transcript is spliced from 5 exons. NCBI's taxonomy places the organism in Eukaryota, Viridiplantae, Streptophyta, Magnoliopsida, Brassicales, Brassicaceae.
AUGACUACAACUGCAAAACAGAUGAUAGGAGGAGUGCAUUCGCUGGAGCAAAACAUAAAGGAUCGUCAAAGCAGAGGAGUGCAUUCAGUGGAGCAAAACAGUCAAGGCACCGAGGAUUCAAACUAUGGUGAAGACACUCAAGCCAGUCGUAAAGAAAGAAGAACGUGGACUCCAACAGACGAUGUUGUGCUCAUCAGCUCGUGGUUAAACACGAGCAAAGAUGCCGUAGUAGGAAAUGAGCAAAGGUCUCUUGCAUUCUGGAAAAGAAUUGUUACGUACUACAAUGCUAGUCCUAAGCUUGCUGGCUGUGAAAAGAGAGAGACAUCCCACUGUAAGAAUCGUUGGCAGAAGAUCAAUGAUGUCAUUUGCAAGUUUUGUGGAGCAUAUGAAGCUACGACCAGAGAGAAAAGAGUGAAAGAGUUGCAUAAUGACCAGAAGUGGUGUGAGCUGUCUACGGGUAAAAAUGAUGGAAGCUCUAGAAAGAGGAAGUGUGGGGAUAUUUCACAUUCAGCAAGCUCUAAAGCAACUGAAGCAGAUUCUACUGACGAUGAUGAAGUAACAAAUCGUCCCACGGGUGUUAAGGCAGCAAAGGCUCGUUCUAAGAAGACAAUGGUUGAUGGGAAGGAGCUGUCUGAGUUUCAGACAAUGUGGAGCAUCAAGAAGCAAGAUUUGGCUUUGAAAGAAAGGAUGUCUAAGAUGAUGGUACUUGACAGUCUCAUUGCUAAACAAGGACCACUAGCGGAUUAUGAAGAAGCUUUAAAGCAGAAACUCAUCCAUGAUUUGAUGUCUAACUAG